AUCAGCUUCUCUCUCCCUCCAAGUCCAUCCUUUCAGAUCCAACCCAACCGUCACCAUGAUUAUCUUCAAGGACAUCCUCACCGGCGACGAGCUGAUCUCCGACUCGUACGACCUCAAGGAGGUCGCCGGUACCGUCUAUGAGGCUGACUGUGCCAUGAUCGAGGAGGGCGGUGUCAACGUCGAUAUCGGUGCCAACGCUUCUGCUGAGGAGGCUGAGGAGGCCCUCGAUGACACCGUCGUCAAGGUCAACAACAUCGUCAGCUCUUUCCGUCUCCAGAGCACUUCUUUCGACAAGAAGAGCUACCUCACCUACCUCAAGGGCUACAUGAAGGCUGUCAAGGCUGCUCUUCAGGAGAAGAACGCCCCCGCCGAGACCAUCACUGCCUUCGAGAAGGGUGCUCAGGCCUACGUCAAGGAGCACCUCCUGCCCAACUUCAAGGACUUUGAGUUCUACACUGGCGAGUCCAUGAACCCCGACGGAAUGGUUGUCCUCCUCAACUACCGUGAGGAUGGUGUCACCCCCUACAUCAUCGUCUGGAAGCACGGUCUUACCGAGAUGAAGGUUUAAGCUGGUGAAGCGUGGUGGAGGUGCUGCAAGUUCUGCUAUACCCGUGAUGAUGGACGGGCAAGCACCUAUUUAGAAGAUUACGAGCCACACGAAACUCGUCCUCGGCGCUUGGAAUAUCCCCCGAGACGUAUCGAUGAAAUGAAAAAAAGAAGGCUGCAGAUUCCAAUCCAGUCUGAUCGUCACGAUGUCACCAA
This is a messenger RNA of Fusarium vanettenii 77-13-4, 762 nucleotides long. RefSeq lists its product as uncharacterized. The record is from RefSeq and is a predicted model, not a curated record. Gene Ontology annotation, molecular function: calcium ion binding. Lineage: Eukaryota; Fungi; Ascomycota; Sordariomycetes; Hypocreales; Nectriaceae. Bases 56 to 568 code for a protein of 170 amino acids. Gene Ontology annotation, cellular component: cytoplasm. The transcript has 5 exons.